Molecule: messenger RNA, 1014 nt
Organism: Penicillium macrosclerotiorum
Lineage: Eukaryota; Fungi; Ascomycota; Eurotiomycetes; Eurotiales; Aspergillaceae
Product: putative RTA1 domain protein
Exons: 4
Coding region: 1-1014 (337 amino acids)
Cellular component (GO): membrane
Source: RefSeq, a predicted model, not a curated record
AUGCUCGCGACUCGCUCAUACCAGGAAGGGAGCCUGUGGUUCUAUGCGCCAAAUAAAGGAGCACCGAUCGCCUUUGCCAUUCUCUUUGCGCUCUCGGGAGCGAUUCAUUUUUAUCAAAAUAUAAGAUAUAGGUCCUGGAAAGUGACUGGUCUUUUGCCAUGGUCUGCACUCCUCUUUACCGCAGGGUUUAUCAUGCGAACAGUAGGUGCGUUUGGCCAAUGGGGCAAUAUCAAUGUUUAUAUUGCCAGCACCGUUCUUCUUCUAGCUGGCCCACCUGUGUACGAAGGUGCGAACUAUUUUAUCCUAGGUCGCAUUCUAUAUUAUAUCCCAUAUCACUCCCCUAUUCACCCUGGCCGUGUAUUCACGACCUUCAUUGCGGUGGGUGUGGCUAUUGAGUCAAUCACUGCCAAUGGAGCUGUGCGGGUCGCAAGCGCCGAUUCUACACCCAGUCAGCAGAACACUGGUAAAGCAUUACUGAAAGCGGCACUCAUUUUGCAAAUCGCCCUCAUGGUUGCCUUUGUCGCCUUGGCUGCACGCUUUCACCACAACUGCCGAAAGGCAAAAGUGUUAAAUCACAAGAUCAAGCGUGCCCUCAUCGUGCUAUAUUUUAGCUGUACACUCAUCACAAUCCGCACAAUUUACCGUACCUAUGAGUAUUUCAGUGCAGCAAGUCUCAAUGCGUACACCGACAUCCAGCAUAUCAGCCCCGUGCUCAAACAAGAAUGGUAUUUUUGGUUCUUCGAAGUGGUGUUCAUGUAUAGUAAUACAACACUGCUCAAUGUCUUCCACCCCAUGAGGGCACUUCCACGUUCCAACAAGAUCUUUCUUGCUAAAGAUGGGGUGACAGAGAUUGAAGGACCAGGGUAUCAUGAUCCGCGACAUUGGAUCUUGACCGUGGUGGACCCAUUUGAUCUUAUUGGUCUCGUCAUUUUUCGGGGCAAGAAGGAGAAUUACUGGGAGCGCAAUGAGACACAGCAGCAAGUUACUACUGGUCAAGUCGAGCAGAAGGUCUAG